AUGGCUACAAUUCUUUUAUCUUUAAACACUAACGCUCUCCUUCCUUUCCAAGCAACAACAAGAAGCAAAACAACACUGAAAAACCUCCAUUUCUCUAACAAAUUCCCCCUCUCUUCUCCUUUUAAUUACAAACAUGCCACUAGACUUCACCUCCGCUGCCGAGCCACCACCGGCACUCCUUCCACCGCCGAUUUCGACAUCGUUGUCGGCCAAGACCGCCUUCGGAAAGUUCCGAUUAAAAAUAUUAGGAAUUUCUGUAUUAUAGCUCAUAUUGAUCAUGGAAAAUCAACGUUAGCUGAUAAAUUGCUGCAAAUGACUGGUACUGUACAGAAGAGAGAAAUGAAGGAGCAGUUUUUGGAUAGUAUGGAUUUGGAGAGAGAACGAGGCAUCACAAUUAAGCUUCAGGCGGCACGAAUGCGAUAUGUGUAUGAAAACGAACCGUAUUGCUUGAACUUAAUUGAUACUCCUGGUCAUGUUGAUUUCUCUUACGAGGUUUCGCGUUCUCUUGCUGCUUGUGAGGGUGCUUUGCUUGUUGUUGAUGCCUCUCAGGGGGUGGAAGCACAAACUUUGGCUAAUGUCUAUUUGGCCUUGGAAAGCAACCUAGAAAUCAUCCCUGUUUUAAACAAAAUAGACCUUCCAGGUGCGGAACCAGAUCAAGUUUGCAAGGAGAUCGAAGAGGUUAUUGGUUUAGAUUGUAGCAAUGCAAUACACUGCUCUGCAAAGGAGGGAAGAGGUAUAACUGAAAUUCUGAAUGCAAUUGUCGAGCGGAUCCCACCACCCCAUGAUACUGCUGAAAUGCCUUUGAGGGCCCUAAUAUUUGAUAGUUAUUAUGAUCCAUAUCGUGGUGUUAUUGUGUAUUUUCGAGUCAUAGAUGGGAAAAUAAAGAAAGGUGACAGAAUUUAUUUUAUGGCCAGUGGAAAGGACUAUUUUGCUGAUGAAAUUGGAGUUCUAUCUCCCAAUCAGAUGCAAGUGGAAGAAUUGUAUGCGGGUGAGGUAGGCUACCUUUCUGCUUCUAUCAAAUCAGUAGCAGAUUCCAGGGUGGGUGACACUAUUACUCACUAUAGUAGAAAGGCGGAACAAUCACUGCCUGGAUAUGAGGAAGCCACCCCGAUGGUGUUCUGCGGCCUGUUUCCGGUUGAUGCAGACCAAUUUUCUGAGUUGCGUGAUGCAUUGGAAAAACUGCAACUUAAUGAUGCUGCAUUGAAGUUUGAGCCUGAAACAUCAAAUGCCAUGGGUUUUGGCUUUAGGUGUGGAUUCUUAGGUCUUCUCCACAUGGAAAUUGUUCAGGAAAGGCUGGAGAGAGAAUACAAUCUAAGCCUAAUAACUACUGCUCCAAGUGUGGUAUACAGAGUGAACUGCGUGGAUGGUGAUACUGUUGAGUGCUCAAAUCCAUCUUUACUUCCGGAACCUGGGAAAAGGCGAUCAAUUGAGGAACCAUUUGUAAAGAUCGAAAUGCUUACACCGAAAGACUACAUUGGCACUCUUAUGGAGCUGGCUCAAGAAAGGAGAGGAGAGUUUAAAGAAAUGAAAUAUAUCACUGAGAAUAGAGCAUCACUCACGUAUGAAUUACCCCUAGCUGAGAUGGUAGGCGAUUUCUUUGAUCAGCUUAAGUCCAGAAGUAAGGGAUAUGCUAGCUUGGAGUACACAUUUUUUGGGUACAAGGAAAGUGAUUUAAUAAGGCUUGACAUUCAAAUCAACGGUGACCCUGUUGGACCAUUAGCAACUAUUGUGCACAAGGAUAAGGAGAAAACGAUGGAGGUGAUCUCUAAAAAGAAGAAUUCUCAGUUGCAUGCUUCUUCAAAAAUAUGGGGGAUGCAUUUGUAUGGUGCACUCCUGUUAAGUGAAAUCCUUGUGUACAUGUUUGAAUUUUUUCGCUUUAAAUGCGGGAUUGAUGAAUGGAGUAGUGGGAGUAACAUAAGAUAUCCAAGAAUGAGAAGAUUUGAAUGCCUUAAGGUCAAAAUUGAGACAUUGUCUAUUAUAGGUUCUUAUGUUGAGCUAAAUGCUUUGUUACCUGUCAUAACUUAUGUUGGAUGCGCUUCUUUUCAGGCAUAUUCUGUCGGGAGGGCUUUGACCCAGAAGUUGAAGGAGCUUAUACCACGGCAAAUGUUCAAAGUACCCAUUCAAGCAUGCAUAGGUGCAAAAGUCAUUGCUAGUGAAUCUUUAUCAGCGAUUAGAAAGGAUGUGUUGGCCAAAUGCUAUGGUGGCGACGUUACAAGGAAGAAGAAAUUGCUCAGGAAACAGGCUGAAGGGAAGAAAAGAAUGAAGGCAAUAGGUAAGGUUGAUGUUCCUCAAGAAGCCUUCAUGGCUGUGUUGAAACUUGAAAAGGAAGUAUUGUAA
This is a messenger RNA of Dovyalis caffra, 2337 nucleotides long. The record is from the annotation of a GenBank genome assembly. NCBI's taxonomy places the organism in Eukaryota, Viridiplantae, Streptophyta, Magnoliopsida, Malpighiales, Salicaceae.